AUGGUAGGUUCGAAAUUCCUAGACCUUUCUCAUAACAUUAUCUCUGGAAUCAUUCCUAAGUCUUUGGAGAAACUUCAAAAUUUGAAGUAUUUAAAUGUUUCUUUCAACAAAUUGAAUGGUGAAAUACCCUCGGGGGGCCCUUUCAAGAACUGCCUGAGUCAGUUUUUCAUCUACAAUGAAGCAUUGUGUGGUUCUUCAAGAUUUAGUGUCCCAGCAUGCCCCACUCCAUCAAAGCAUAGAUCUAAUAGGAAAAAAGUACUUGUUCUUUUUAUUUUGCUGGGAAUUGCACUAGUAUUUGUUCCUAGCAUCUUUGUGUUUUUAUGGAUAAGGUAUAGAAGAGGUAAAAGAGCUCCUCAACAACCUGAUUCUUUGGCUUUCAUAACAAGAGAAAGAAUUUCAUACUAUGAACUGCUCCAAGCAACUGAGGCGCUUAGCGAGAGUAAUCUGAUUGGUUCCGGAAGUUUUGGCUCUGUUUACAAAGGCGUUCUCAGAAGUGGUACUGCCAUUGCAGUUAAAGUGUUCAAUCUGCAACUAGAUGUGGCAUCCAAGAGCUUUGAUACAGAAUGUGAAGUUCUGCGCAGCCUUCGCCAUAGGAAUCUCGUAAAAGUCAUUACUAGUUGUUCCAACCGUGAUUUUAAGGCUUUAGUGCUCGAGUAUAUUCCUAAUGGGAGCCUUGAGAAGUAUUUGUAUUCGCACAACUACUUCUUAGACAUCUUUCAAAGGCUAAGCAUAAUGAUAGAUGUGGCAUGUGCAUUGGAAUAUCUGCACCAUGGGUGCUUGUCGCCUGUGAUUCACUGUGAUCUGAAGCCGAAGUACGGACUUGAUGGAUUAGUUUCAACAAAAUGUGAUGUCUAUAGCUAUGGGAUCAUGCUGCUGGAAACGUUUACCAGGAGGAGGCCUAAUGAGUUUGAGGGAGAUCUUAGCUUGAAGCAAUACGUGAGUUAUUCAAUUCCAGAGGCAGUAAUGGAUGUCGUAAAUGUCAACUUGGUAACAUCAAUGGGUAAUCGCUACCAGAAAGAGCUAGAUCUUGUGGCAUCAAUCAUGAAAGUGGCAUUAGAUUGUUGUGCUGAAUCUCCGGCAGGAAGGACAAACAUGAAAGAUGUUGUAGGGAUGCUACAAAUGAUGAAGAUUCAACUUCUUGCAUUUUAA
This is a messenger RNA of Capsicum annuum, 1149 nucleotides long. Its product is annotated as probable LRR receptor-like serine/threonine-protein kinase At3g47570. Lineage: Eukaryota; Viridiplantae; Streptophyta; Magnoliopsida; Solanales; Solanaceae. The coding region runs from base 1 to 1149 and encodes 382 amino acids. Gene Ontology annotation, biological process: protein phosphorylation. Gene Ontology annotation, molecular function: protein binding; ATP binding; protein kinase activity. The record is from RefSeq and is a predicted model, not a curated record. The transcript has 2 exons.